This is a messenger RNA of Toxotes jaculatrix (banded archerfish), 4908 nucleotides long. It is a transcript of the gene rnf157, whose product is annotated as ring finger protein 157. Lineage: Eukaryota; Metazoa; Chordata; Actinopteri; Toxotidae. Gene Ontology annotation, biological process: protein ubiquitination. Gene Ontology annotation, molecular function: ubiquitin protein ligase activity. The record is from RefSeq and is a predicted model, not a curated record. The transcript has 19 exons. Gene Ontology annotation, cellular component: cytoplasm. Bases 890 to 2992 code for a protein of 700 amino acids.
ACGAGUUUCAUUUAAAACAUGUUACUCGUUAUUUUUCUUGAGUUCAUGUUUUUUUUCUCGUUAAAACUGCAGGUUAAAUUGUUCUGAAUCUUGGGUCGGUCGGCUCAGUUUGAUUCCUGACACUACCUGUUGCGAAAAACGCUUCAGCUAGCUUAUUUUUUUUAAUCAUAGCGAGAGUCUGUUCUGAUGUUAGACUAGAUUAUUACGCUUUCGCAGACAUUUUCUCUCAUGUUUAGGGGAUUUGGACAAUUUCGGCCAGGUGUGUAUUUUACAGAACCGUCCUCUGCACUGCAGUCACCGGGUUGGUCGGCACUAGCUGCGGCUGCUGGAGAGAGAGAGAGGGAGAGAGAGGGAGAGAGGGAGAGGGGGACUGCGCAAAAACCACGGUCCGGAUUUGUGCCUGGCUGACGUCAUGGGGAGCCACAGACCUCUUUGACAGGAUCCAGCAAAGGCAAGCACCGGGGAUACAUGAUCAACAUCCAGUGGGCCGGGAGAUGUCGACGACCACACCGCUGUUUUGUACCACACGCUCGCCUGUAAAGUGAAAAAAAAAAAAAAAAACUAACAAAAAAAACUAAAGCCAAGCAGGCACGGAGAUUUCGCUUCGGUCGACUGUGCGUUUGCGGCGCACCAUGAGAGCGCCUCGCCGCUAUUAACGGCUGUUUUCUGCCUCAAAACGAGCUGCACCGUCGACCAGGGGGAGAGAUAAGCAGCCAGAGAACAGCUACUAAUCCCCGGGACGGUCACAUUCACGGCGGGGCUCGGACCCGACAGAAAUGGACAGGGCAGCACGAACUGGAUUAAAUGACGGGGAAUAAGGAGACUCCGCGAACAAAGCGAGCCUGAAGUGUUAUGUCCGUUUACCCGUGUGGUCUUCGUUUGACUGGAAAUGGGAGCUUUAACAAGCAGACAAAACAUAGGCGUGGAAGAGGUGGACAUUCCGUCCAAUUCGGUGUACCGUUAUCCGCCGAAAUCUGGGAGUUACUUCGCCAGCCACUUCAUCAUGGGGGGAGAGAAGUUUGACUCCACCCAUCCGGAGGGUUACCUGUUUGGGGAAAACACAGACCUUAACUUCCUGGGGACCAGACCUGUAGCGUUCCCGUACGCAGCCCCUCCACCUCAGGAACCAGUAAAGACGUUACGAAGCCUUAUAAAUAUCCGCAAGGACACACUGCGGCUCGUACGGUGCAGCGAGGACCUGAAGCUGCCGGGCGAUGAGGCGGCGGGGAAGAACAGGGCCUGCUACAACGUGGAGUUCACCUUCGAUGCUGACACGCAGGUGGCCAUCACCAUCUACUACCAGGCCAUAGAGGAGUUUCACAACGGAGUGCCAGUUUACCUGCCCCAGGACAGCUCUCUGCAGUCUGAGACCGUGCACUUCAAGAGGGGAGUUUGCCAGCAGUUCUGCCUGCCCUCGCACACCGUCAACCUCAGCGAAUGGGCCGACGAGGAGCUGCUGUUUGAUAUGGACAAGGAGAUUUUCCCCAUGGUGGUGCAGGCUGUUGUAGACGAGGGAGAAGAACAUUUGGGACACUCUCACAUUCUGCUGGCUACAUUUGAAAAGCACAUGGAUGGGAGCUACUGUGUGAAGCCUCUGAAGCAGAAACAAGUGGUGGAUGGAGUGAGUUAUCUACUGCAGGAGAUCUAUGGGAUAGAGAACAAAUACAACAGCCAAGAAUCAAAGGUUGCUGACGAUGAGAUCAGUGACAACAGUGCGGAGUGCGUGGUGUGUUUGUCGGACGUGCGAGACACACUCAUCUUGCCGUGCAGGCACCUGUGUCUCUGCAACGCCUGUGCAGACACGCUGCGCUACCAGGCCAACUGCUGCCCUAUCUGUAGACUGCCGUUCAGAGCUCUGCUACAGAUCCGAGCCAUGAGGAAGAAACUCAGUCCUCUGUCACCUACCAGCUUUAACCCCGUCAUCACUUCACAGACCUCAGACUCAGAGGAGCACUCGGCGUCGGAGCACAUCCCUCCAGGCUACGAAGUGGUGUCUCUGUUGGAGGCGUUGAAUGGACCCCUCAACACCUCCUCGGUGGCUCCUCCUCCUCUCCACUCCGGUCCCAGCCACGUCUCCGGAGCGCUGCCUCCGUACAGUAGCGAGCCCCACCCGGCGCCGGCACGCUCCCUCUCCCCCCUAGACCACUCCAACUCCAGUCAGGGACUCAAGCUCAAGAAGAGUGGUUCAAAGUCACUUUCCCAGAAUUCCUCUGUGCUUCCCGAGGAGGAGGAUGAGAAGUCGUGCAGUGAAUCGGAGGCCUGUCGCCACAAACUCGUCGUGGACCAGCAGGAGUGCGGAGUGACUCCAGACAGUGAGAACCUGACUCUCUCCUCGUCUGGAGCCAUCGACCAGUCAUCCUGCACAGGAACCCCGCUCUCCUCCACCAUCACCUCCCCGGAAGACCCAGUGAGCAGCAGCCUGGCCCAGUCAGUGAUGUCCAUGGCCUCGUCCCACUCGCAGCACUCCCACAUCAGCACUGACACCAUGUCCUCCAUGUCAGGGUCCUACCUGGCCGGGGCCGAAGGCGAGCCCGGGGGGGAGGAGGGGGGAGACGACGCGGAGGGCGAGGAGAACCAGGACGCCUCCAUGGAGAGCCGAGGGCCGUCGCAGCAAGAUGGGGAGUUUUCGAAGGAGCCAAAGGAGAAAAACUACUCAUUGGCUGUAGAGGAGCAGGACUCAGAGGGAAAUGAUGUUACAGAAGAGGACUGCUCCUCCCCUUCUAAUGGGAAAGGUGGGCGGAGCAGGUGUCCAGAGUUGGCCAAUAACAAUCAGGGCGUCGCCCUCUGUGACACGCCCUCUUUGGGGCUGGAUAAUGAGCAGGCUCCCGACAGCCGAUUCGCCGGUCUGAUGUACCUCGGGGGGUACAGGCCUGUUUUGGAGCCCCUCCCCCACCACACCUCCACCAGCAAUAUCAACCUGGAGGAGCAGGGGGCAGAUAACAGGGACAACCAGAGUCCUAAACAUCCCCGCCGCGGACCACUCAUUGUGUAACACACUCACACAAACACACACACACACACAGACACACACACACUUAACCUUAUCCGUCCAGAGUCAGCUCUCCUUACCCUGCCAUACUGCUGCAUCACUGGACACUGUCCUCGCUGAACAGGGAAACCCAUCCCCACCUUUCUGAACAUCUCCUGGAUGGAUUGUCAUUGUUGGCGCUGAGGGAAGAGGAACAAACAGCAUCACCUCUCUACACUUUUAUCUCAGACGAUUCCUUUCCGUUUUUUUUUUUCGUCUGUGACCUAAAUUGUUGUGGGAACUAUUAACCUACUGCUACAAUAUUAUUUAUUACCUGUAGGUCUAACCAAUGAGAGCUGUGUAUUGUGACACUAUCUUUAGAAGCAAACAUGCUGCUCCUUUCCUUUCCUUUCCCCUCCUCUCCUCUCCUGUCCUCUCUUACCAGCCAAACAGUCAGGGGCUACUGUGUUCGGCAAUCGGAUUUAUUACUAAUGUACUUCUUCUUCUCUGUUAUAAACUGUGCGUUGAAUGAGUCUUCGGACACUAUAUAGAAGUCAGCUCACACCGGACUGUUUAACCCGACCUUAGCGAACUAAAACGUGCUGACUCCUCGGAUCAGGGAGCUCUCGUCUCAACUUCGCAUGCAGCUUUUCGACUCCUGCUGAUUUUAUUUUUUUCCUCUCAUUCCCGCCAUGAUUUUCAAACACGACAACCUCUGCUGAAUGUGAAUCCAUUAAACGCUUGGACUUGUGAGGUGGCGUUCCAGCCAAGAACUGUCCGCCAAGAUGAACAGAAGUGGGAAGAAAAAGACACUUUACAUAGAAUGUAAGAGGUGGAAGAAGGGGAAUGUAUGUGACAUCUGAAUUGUCACCUGGACUGGAGUUAAACACAGACUUUGAACCCAUAACUGGUUCUUUAAACACACACCCAUCAUGCCACCCUCUCCUUCUGCCGCUCCGUGUUAGCAUGUCAGUAUUUUCAUAGUUGCAACUGGAAAUCAGCAAGUACCACCAAGCAAUAAAGAUGCUGAAGCUGCAUCUCCUCCUUUUCCCCUGCAGGAGGGCGCUCAUUCACAGUUCAAACAGUGACGAAGUGUUUGCACUGGCCUGUUGUAUUCAGAUUCCAACAUUUCAUUGCGUUUAAUUGUUAUUUUUUAUUUUAACUUUGCCAUUGUGAAGGGAUUAAUUGUGACAAAGACAGCAUACGGUGAAUCUGAAAACCUAAACGUGAGAUUUAGGCCACACUGUGGUUAGCUGGCAUUAUGCUCAUCCUCACACUCCCCGUGAUUAUCAACCCGACGAGCCCUUUUCUCCUCGUCUGUGAAGCUUUUAGUUGUUUUGGUUUUGUACAACUUUAAUGUAUAGCUCACCUGUCGUUGAUGUUCUCCGUUUCUGUGUUUUAAUUUGUUGCAAAAACACUGUGUUGUUUAUUAGAAUGUGGAUGAAAAUAUGUGAAAAACUUGUAAAGGUUUACACACUCGCGCGCACACGCGUGCUCAUGUAACGAACAACCGAAAAGGGACAAUAUCAACAUUUAAUGCACUAGUAGCUGUUUCCUAGACGACACACGUUGCGGUGCAUGAGACGAUAGUAGAGUAAGCAUGUUAGUCUAGGUCAGCCUGCACCCUCCUGUAGAAUACUUGAUGAUGGAUCACUGCACACACAUGAGGCCGUACCAUAUCUUUCUGUAGUGUUAUAUAAUCGGUUGCUGGCUCCCUAUUCCCUUGACCGAACUGCUGAGGUCAAGACUACUGCACUACUAUAUCCAAGCUGCAAACAGUCAUGUGAUUACAGUCUGAAUGUGUAGAUGAAGCCGUUCUCUGGCACCGGUCGCAGUAUGACAUCAAAGGAAUGGGUCCCGAAUCCACAAGGCCCCACUUUUCUAGAAUUAUGAGUGAAAAUGUCAAAUAUCAAAUGGACAAUAAAGUUUUUGCAACUAAA